Paramuricea clavata is the source of this 6850-nucleotide messenger RNA. The record is from the annotation of a GenBank genome assembly. Lineage: Eukaryota; Metazoa; Cnidaria; Anthozoa; Malacalcyonacea; Plexauridae.
AUGCGAGUGGUCUUGCCUGCCCAGGUUGAAGUCAAAGCCACCGUUGGAGUCAAAGCAGAAGUCAAAGGGCAAAAAUUGGUUGAGGUAUGUUUGGUAUUCUUAAUCCCUGUGGUAAUUUAGCGAUAUAAUCUUUUGGUCAGGCUUGUUAGUCGGUCGGUCGAGGCCGAACAAUUUGGGGCUUUUCCGCAUCCAGGUACUUGGUACUUGCGAAGCACAACAUAUAUAUUAAGGUACAACAAAUCAACAAAAUCCACUAGGCAUCUUUAUUACUAAAUAGUUUCGUACCACAGUAUGUGGCACUCUUCAGAUAAAUUUAGGUCAAUUUUAUCUGAAGAGUGCCACAACUCUGGCUAACGAGCAAGACGUGGGAAACCCCACCAUCUGCCCAGUUGUGAACGUAAAUUUCCACUGUGGACGGAAUUCCUCUUUCGGAUAACGAUAAAGCCAUAUAGCUAGAGGAUAAUGGCAUCCUUCGGCGUCCAGUUCCCCUCCCUUGAUCUACGUGCUUCGUAGAGUUUGGAACUUGUACACCAAUGAGAAUAUUCAAGACCUCCGGGGGAUACCACAAUCCUACUCGCCACAUAGCAGAACACAUCGGCUGGUCCUCCACCAACAGGACAGGCAUCUAGCGGUGGCACAUCAAAGAAAUUAGAUAUCGGUAAUUUGUGGCUGAUGAUUUGUGGCGCUAGAAAAUCUAGAACUGUGACAACUGAGUAGGCUUUGAACCAUUUAUCUGCUCACCUUGUUUAGAUCGGUUAGUUGUAGGACAAUACAUAAGUUUUGGGGUGAGUUUUGGGUGAGGGUGCCAAUAAACUACAAUGUAAUCAUUGGAGUUUUAGUUACAUUAAACAUCCAAAUUAGUAUUAUAAAAAUUAAGAACAAAAGUUAAAAGAAACUCCAAAAUACGUUUGUUAAAAAGCAUACUGAUAAGCAACAAAGCUUUCGAAAUGUUUCGAAGCAAAUAACAUCGGUUGUUAAAGAUAAUAUCGGAAUGAUAAAUUUAAUGUCGGAAUGUGUCCUCCAAAUUGGAGAUCAAAAGUUAAAGAAAAUUGGCAUGCUCAAUGCCAAGUCAUACUAAGUCAUUUCAUAGUGUUCCUUGUAAAGCUAAUUGUGUUAUAUAAUAUUGAUAUUUUUUUCCAGUAUUACACAGUAAAUAUGACAGCUCAAAAUCCAGUACGUACCAGAAGAAUGGUCAGAACUUUUCGAUUGACUAUGGUUCUGGAACUGGAAGUAUGUCAGGAUUCCUUAGUACAGAUGUUGUUAGGGUGCGUAGUGCAUGGUAAUUGAAGUUAGUUUGGAAAAGUCAUAAGACGUCAUGCAUGGAGAUAAACAAUCAGAUUAAAAAAAUGUCGUCAGGUUUAGAUUAAGGUCAGGGUUAGAUUAGGGUCAGAUUAAGGCUAGAUUAGGGUCAGAUUAAGGUUAGAUUAAGGUUAGAGGUUAGGGUCGGGGUUGGAUUAUGGUUCACAUUAAGGCACUAUUGGAUGGUUGAGACUUGAGAUGAUCAUCCUUGUUGGGUAUCGCCCGUGUUUUUCAAUUUAGAAAGCCUGGCUAUUACCCAUUGAGUAUAAAGUGACACGGUUGACCGCAUGUUCCUCCUUAAAACAACAGAUUAAAAGAGUUGUAUAGAAUCAUUGGCAAAAAAAACUGCAAAGUAUUUAUCGAAUUUAGUUAAAUUAUCAAAAUUACUAUUGCGGAAAGAAAAGAUAAAAUAAAAUAAAAUAAAAUAAAAUAAAAAGAAACUCCAAAAUAAUUUUCUCGCUGCCUAGCUUUACUAGCCCACUGUAUUUAUACUCUACAUAGUUUUAUUUUAUUAUGUUAUGUCAUUUUCCCGGUAUGAAUGUUGUUGUUGUUGCUGUUGUUGUUGUUGUUUCAGAAUGUUUCGAUUUCUAAAUGGAACCAAAUAACUUCGGAUGUUAAAUUUAACAUCUAGCUUAUUGCGGCCGAUUAGUCUGCGUAUUAUCAUGCAGUUAUUGGCCUCGGCUUUGCUGAUUAUUUUCGGAUAAAUCGGCUUAUCUCUUUUCGCAACCUAGUGAAUUAUUCCCCUGAAUAUAUACAAACAUUUCUCGGCGGCCUCGUGGCAUCAUAGACAUAUAUCUUCAAUUGAUCAGAUAUCUGCUUCUUUAUAGAUUGGAUCAUUGAAAGUGGAGAAUCAAACAUUUGCUGAAGCUAUAAGCGAACCUGGUGACGCUUUUGUUGCUGCUAAAUUUGACGGAAUUCUUGGCAUGGGUUAUGACAGUGUCUCUGUGGACCAUGUCACCACUGUGUUUACUAAUAUGCUUACUCAGAAGCUUGUUAAAAAACCUAUGUUUUCCUUUUACCUUAACAGGUUUGUUGUUUGUUAAGGUUUUUAAUUUUUCUGUUUUUAGCCAAGUAUCUUCAUGAAUAUUGAAUAUUUAAACCAGAUAUAUACAUUGAUAAAUUAUAUAGUAUAAAUUUACGCGAUGACUGUGCUUUUGUUUAUUUCAUCAAAUUUCGGUACUUAUUAUAUAUGCUGAAUAUCAUAUUUCAAACAUGUAAAGCUAUAUUAACAGUUUCCCCAACAUAUUGUAUUGUAUAAGUUGCAUUUGUGUGUUUUAAUCAUAUGGUUUUAAUGCACUCGCAUUAGCCAAUCAAAUUGCGUAUUAUAAGUACCUUUAGAUAAAUUGUGAUCAUUUAUCAACCUUAUUUUGAUAUAUAAUUUUGUCAUUUUUGUGCUUCGGCUUAUUUUUAAACGAUUCUUCCACCAUGUAGCUAUUGCAAAUUUGAUAAUUGUACUUUUCAUAUUUCAUCCCGUAUAAAAACGAACUACUGAAUAAUUUGUUGCUAUAAAUUCAUAAAAUGUAUCACUGCAUGGGCCUAAAUUUUGGAAUGUAUAUGUACAUGCUAAGGCUGGGAUUACACUAUACCGGAUUGAUUUUCAUACCGGAUCAAUUUUCACACCGAAGCCAAAAUCAAGGGUGUUUACACUAUGCCGCUUCGCUCUGUCGCCAGCUCGUAUCUUUUAUCGUUGCCACGGAAACAAAUAAUAAGUUUUGACCAUUUUGGACGUUUUCUCGACAGUACUUGUGAAUUAUAACUUUGUUUACAAAGCUUGACCACCCGACGUUGCUUUGUCUCGCUCUUAUCGAAAAUUGACGAGUAUUUCAUUAAAUUUUGCCCUUUUGAAAGCAAGAAGUCAGUGUUAUUACCGCUAUCUUUAUUUGUCUUCGCUAGAAAUAAUAAAUAAUUGUAAAGCGAAGCAAACAACAGCUAUAAAAUAUUUAAAAGCGAGUAAAUAAAACGACAAUGUUAAAAUAUACUUGCCGAAACCUAUUUAUAGUACCGGAGCGUACCGGAUUGCCUGAGUAGUAAAAGACCCCCAUAUAGGGACGGAAGUAAUUAGUAUGCAAACUUAGGUGUCGGAAGUAAUUAGUAUGCAAAAUAUGUGACGUAACUUUGCUGGCCCUAACCUUGGGCCAACUGUGACAGGUAGCGCGACCAAUUAACCCGGGCGAGCCUGGCCAAAUUAACCCGGACAAGCCUGGUACAACUGUGAGAGGUAGCGCGACCAAUUAACGCGGGCAGGCCUGGGCCAAAUGUGGCAGGCGAUCAAUUGGCAUCACAACUAGUUUCUGACAAAUUUGUAAUAAAACGACAAGAGGUUUCUCAUAGUUUGCAUGUAUAAAAGUAUGAAAUAGAAGUUAGUUUUUAAAACCUACCGUUAGCUCAGUUGGUAAAACAAAGGACUGUAGUUAUUACCAAAUCAGUAUUCCUUAGGUCACCGGUUCGAACCCGGUACGGUAGAAUAUUUUUUUUGCCGUUGUGAGUCCCUCUCUUAUUUUCAACACGCAAUUGAAAUUCGUUUUAAUUUUUUAAUGAAUUUGAUGGCUCGUUUUGGGCAAUAAGUUUCCAAACAGAAAUAAAAAAUAUCGCAACAGAAAUAAGCAGUUGCUAAUCCCGGGUUGUCAAAGCCGUUGUUAUGAUCGCUAUUUGCAUGUUGUUCAACAUUAUUUAGCAAACCCGCAUACAUAUAUACGGUCAAGAUGACCAAGUCAGAUAGAAUACUUGAAGGAAAUAACCUGGGGCCGGUUGUAUAAAAACGUAAUUAGCGCUAACUGUAGUUAGCGUUAAUCACUGUAGUUAAAUCCUUAACUGUAGUUAGUUAACUACAUGACUUAACUGCGUUGCAGAAAACGUAGUUAGUCGGAUAGUUAACUAAUCACGUAGUUAACUGUGCGUGGGGCUUGCGUGGGGCGUUUAAACACAAAAUUACAUAAAGUAAGCAGCGAGUAACGACCGCUGACCCACAUUUUCAACAUGAUUGUGGACUCGCAUUUUUCAAAUAGGCGGGAAUUUUAUUGAAAACAGUGAAAAAUAAACAAGGAAACAAGGAAAAACCGCCACAAAAAUCAUAAAAGAAUGCAGUUUUUCCUUGAGAUGUCUACGUUAAACCAAGGUCUAGCUGUUUGGCAAUUAUAUAUCAGUGUUUCUUGGUGUAAUGGACCAUACUUCGUCUUCGAGAAACCGUCCUGUACAAAAAUUUGUUCUGUUUUCGUAAAAACACCAAAGCGAUAGCGUUUGAAGAGUUUAUAUUGUCCGAAAACAUUCACAGGGAAGACAGCGAUUGAAAAUCUCAGGUAAGCGUUGUUUUUCAUUGUUGUUUUACUGAAAAAUGUUGUUCACUCCUAUACAAAAACGUAGGACAGUUAACUAUACCCUAAAGCAUAGUUAACUUUAACUACUUUUUAACUGCAGUUAAGGCUAACUACACUUUUAUACAACCGGCUUAACUACGUGAUUAAAGUUAACUACUUUUUAAAGCUUUUUAACUACUUUUUAACUGCAGUUAGCGCUAACUACGUUUUUAUACAACCGGCCCCUGUAGAACAAUUUAACAGUCUUAGUUGUAAUAUUUUUUGUCUAUUAUUUGUAUUAAGAAACAUGUUUUAAACUUUGCUGCGUUGUUAUGUGUUGCCAAGUGAUUAGGUGGCGUGUAGGUAAUUAAGGGAUUAGGCGAACAAAAAUUUUGCAUAACUAAAUGUAUCCCAAUGGAUAGAUAGGGAUUAUAUCCUAAGAUAUUGAUAUUCUAAGAAAAAUUAUAUCCUAAGAUACUGGAUGAUAUCCUAAGAUAUUGAUAUCUCGAGAUAUCCUAAGAUACUGAUAUCCUAAGAUACUGAUAUCCUAAGAUAUUGAUAUCCUAAGAUAAUGAUAUCCUAAGAUACUGAUAUCCUAAGAAAACUGAUAUCCUAAGAUACUGAUAUCCUAAGAUAUUGAUAUCCUAAGAUACUGAUAUCCUAAGAUACUGAUAUCCUAAGAUACUGAUAUCCUAAGAUACUGAUAUCCUAAGAUAUUGAUAUCCUAAGAUACUGAUAUCCUAAGAUACUGAUAUCCUAAGAUAUUGAUAUCCUAAGAUAUUGAUAUCCUAAGAUAUUGAUAUCCUAAGAUAUUGAUAUCCUAAGAUAAUGAUAUUCUAAGAUAAUGAUAUCCUAAGAUACUGAUAUCCUAAGAUAUUGAUAUCCUAAGAUACUGAUAUUCUAAGAUACUGAUAUCCUAAGAUACUGAUAUCCUAAGAUAUUGAUAUCCUAAGAUACUGAUGUUCUAAGAUACUGAUAUCCUAAGAUACUGAUAUCCUAAGAUACUGAUAUCCUAAGAUACUGAUAUCCUAAGAUAAUGAUAUCCUCAGAUAUUGAUAUCCUAAGAUACUGAUAUCCUAAGAUACUGAUAUCCUAAGAUAUUGACAUCCUAAGAAAAUUAUAUCCUACGAUACUGAUAUCCCAAGAUAUUGAUAUCUUAAGAUAUUGAUAUCCUAAGAUACUGAUAUCCUAAGAUACUGAUAUCCUAAGAAAAUGAUAUCCUAAGAUAUUGAUAUCCUAAGAUACUGAUAUCCUAAGAUACUGAUAUCCUAAGAUAUUGAUAUCCUAAGAUAUUGAUAUCCUAAGAUAAUGAUAUUCUAAGAUAAUGAUAUCCUAAGAUACUGAUAUCCUAAGAUAUUGAUAUCCUAAGAUACUGAUAUUCUAAGAUACUGAUAUCCUAAGAUACUGAUAUCCUAAGAUACUGAUAUCCUAAGAUACUGAUAUCCUAAGAUAAUGAUAUCCUCAGAUAUUGAUAUCCUAAGAUAUACUGAUAUCCUAAGAUACUGAUAUCCUAAGAAAAUUUUAUCCGACGAUACUGAUAUCCCAACUUGAUAUUGAUAUCUUAAGAUAUUGAUAUCCUAAGAUACUGAUAUCCUAAGUUACUGAUAUCCUAAGAAAAUGAUAUCCUAAGAUAUUGAUAUCCUAAGAUACUGAUAUCCUAAGAUACUGAUGUCCUAAGAAAAUGAUAUCCUAAGAUACUGAUAUCCUAAGAUACUGAUAUUCUAAGAUACUGAUAUCCUAAGAUAUUGAUAUCCUAAGAUAUUGAUAUCCUAAGAUACUGAUAUCCUAAGAUACUGAUAUCCUAAGAUAUUGAUAUCCUAAGAUAUUGAUAUCCUAAGAUACUGAUAUCCUAAGAUAUUGAUAUCCUAAGAUACUGAUAUUCUAAGAUAAUGAUAUUCUAAGAUAAUGAUAUCCUAAGAUACUGAUAUCCCAAGAUAUUGAUAUCUUAAGAUAUUGAUAUCCUAAGAUACUGAUAUCCUAAGAUACUGAUAUCCUAAGAAAAUGAUAUCCUAAGAUAUUGAUAUCCUAAGAUACUGAUCAGCUCCUUAGGCUCGGAGCCGAGCUUCUUAGGCUCGGAGCCGAGCUUCUUAGGCUCGGAGCCGAGCACCUUAGGCUCGGAGCCAAGCUUCUUAGGUUCGGAGCCGAGCACCUUACGCUCGGAGCCGAGCUUCUUAGGCUCGGAGCCGAGCACCUUAGGCUCGGAGCCGAGCUUCUUAGGCUCGGAGCCGAGCACCUUAGGCUCGGAGCUGGCUCCUUAG